GGGCUGGGGUUGGACUUCCUGGAGCGGGGACUUGUCAACAGGCGGCAGGUCUGGCCUGACUCAGGCCGGGCGGUGGGGACCGGGGGGCGCCCCCAGGGCAGAGAAUAAAGAACCCAGCGCCCCCCUCCCCGACUUGCCCCCCCUUCCCCCGGAUCCUGCCCCCCGGGGUACCCCAUACCCUGCCCCAACUUCAGGGAACUUUGCAGCCCCACCCCCUCCACGGUUGGGGGCCGGGAUGCCUGAAGCCCCCCAGAACUGCCCUGUGACCUUUGACCUGCAGGUGAGCUAGAAUCGGGGGUCACCGGUGCCCCCCGUUUGCGGCACGUGCCCGUGGGGAUGUCACUGCCUGCGGCUCCGUCUCUGGCCGGAGACCCCAGCGCGGGCCCGGCGCGAGCCCGGCCCCGGUGAGUGGGCGCCGGCGCAGGGACCAUGAGCGGCGCCAGGAAGAAGAGCAGCUUCCAGAUCACCAGCAUCACCAGCGAGUUCGAGCCCCUGGCGGCGCCGCCCGGCAUGGAGCCGCCGGAGGACGUGGCCGCGCCGCGGAACGGGCCCCCCGGCGCAGCCUCCCGCUUCCGCCUGGUGAAGCUGGACCAGGGCCCGGGUGAGCCCUACAAACGGGGACGCUGGACCUGCCUGGAGUUCUACGACCGUGACCCCGAGCACCAGGCCGUGGGGCGGCUCCUGAGCACCGCCCGGCACCCACAGUCCCUCGACUCCCGCCUGGAGCUGGCCGGGCUGGUGCCCAAGCCCCACGGCUACUUCAGCCCCCCUCUGCCACCGCCCUGGGGUGGGCAUGGCCACUCCCAGGGCACAGCCCAUCCCGGCGAGCACCUGCCCCGCUCACUGGGGGGUGGGGAGAGGACACCAGGGGGCGCCGCGCCAGGAGGCAGAGCUCACAGCCAUGGGCCCACCACGGAGCCGAGCCUGGGGGUGGAAGAGCUGCUGCUGCCCCACGGCCUCGCCCAGCGCAUCCGGAGGGAGGUGGAGGAGAGACACAAGGUGCCACCCCGAGGCUCCCGCCCCUCAUCUCCGGCCCCCCACUUUUUCCGGGAAGGGAGCCCCAUCCGGAAGGGGUCGGACCCCUUUGGAGGCCACCUAAGCCUGGCCCGCUCCAUGUUCGCAAUGGGGGCGCACCAGGACAGCGAUGAUGAAAGCAGCUCGGGCAGCAGCAUGAUCGCCAUCGACAACAAGAUCGAGCAGGCCAUGGACCUGGUGAAGAGCCACCUGAUGUUCGCGGUGCGGGAGGAGGUGGAGGUGCUCCGGGAGCAGAUCAAGGAGCUGGCCGAGCGCAACGCGGCCCUGGAGUGGGAGAACGGGCUCCUGCGCUCCCUGGCCAGCCCCGAGCAGCUGGCCCAGCUCCGCCGCCCCACGGCCUGACCCCCACCGGGGCCACACGCGCUACGAUCCCGCACAUGUGAAGGGGCCUGGCCGGACAGGGGGGGCUACUAACACAGCACGUGCCUUGGGGGAGGGGAUGGAGCCAGGACUCCUGGGUUCAGUUCUCAGCUCUGACAGGGGACAGGGGACUGGUGGGUUAGUGCAGGGGGGCUGGGAGCCAGGACUCCUGGGUUCUCUCCCCGGCUCUGGGAGGGGAGUGGGGGCUGGUGGGUUAGAGCAGGGGGGCUGGGAGCCAGGACUCCUGGGUUCUCUCCCCGGCUCUGGGAGGGGAGUGGGGGCUGGUGGGUUAGAGCAGGGGGGCUGGGAGCCAGGACUCCUGGGUUCUCUCCCCGGCUCUGGGAGGGGAGUGGGGGCCGGUGGGUUAGAGCAGGGCGGGGCUGGGAGCCAGGACUCCUGGGUUCUCUCCCCGGCUCUGGGAGGGGAGUGGGGGCCGGUGGGUUAGAGCAGGGCGGGGCUGGGAGCCAGGACUCCUGGGUUCUCUCCCCGGCUCUGGGAGGGGAGUGGGGGCCGGUGGGUUAGAGCAGA
This is a messenger RNA of Chelonia mydas (Green sea turtle), 1923 nucleotides long. RefSeq names its product TSC22 domain family member 4 (gene TSC22D4). The record is from RefSeq and is a predicted model, not a curated record. Gene Ontology annotation, biological process: regulation of transcription by RNA polymerase II; response to osmotic stress. Lineage: Eukaryota; Metazoa; Chordata; Testudines; Cheloniidae. The transcript has 4 exons. The coding region runs from base 430 to 1377 and encodes 315 amino acids.